This is a messenger RNA of Acanthosepion pharaonis, 762 nucleotides long. Lineage: Eukaryota; Metazoa; Mollusca; Cephalopoda; Sepiida; Sepiidae. The record is from the annotation of a GenBank genome assembly.
AUGGCACAUAAUGUGUUUUGCUCGACCAAUACACAACUGCCAACGGGUCAGAAGCGUGGGAAAGGUGAUUUUUUCUUUUCGUUCUCUGUGUAUAUUAUUUUUCUCUUUUUCCUUCUUUUUCUCUUUCUUUCUUUCUUUCUUUCUUUCUUUCUUUCUCUCUUUCUUUCUUUCUCUCUUUCUUCACUGCAAAUUUCUCACGGUUUUCUUUCAUUUAUCUUUCUUUCUUUCUUUCUUUCUUUCUUUCUUUCUUUCUACUUGCUGCCAUUUCCUCUUCCCUUCUUUCCUUCUAUUAAUUCUUUCUUUUCCCUUCCUUUUCAUUUUCUUCCUGCUCUUUUUCUAUAUAAUACACACACACGCGCGCAUAUCUAUCUAUCUAUCUAUCUAUCUGUCUGUCUGUCUGUCUGUCUUAUCCCUUUCCUUCCCUCUAGUUCUUGUCUCUACUCUCUUUUUUUUUUUGUUUGCCUCUCUUCUUCUUCUUCUUCUUCUUCUUCUUCUUCUUCUUUCUCUCUCAUUCCUUCUAUAUUAGUUUUCUAUAUUAGUUUUUUCUAUUUUCUUUCCUUAUCGCUUUUCUCUUUCUUUUUCUUCUCUUCGCUCUUUUUCCUUUUUCUCUUUUUCUGUCUCUUCAUUUCUUUCUUUCUAGUUGUGCAGGUGAAUCAAUUACAUUAUCUAUCUAUCUAUCUAUCUAUCUAUCUAUCUAUCUAUCUGUCUGUCUCAUCCUACCUGUCAAACAAAGUUCUCUGUUCUCUGAUUCUUAAUAUCUAA